CACGUAACUUCCUGGAGACGCUUUUCUUGUUUUCCCAUGGAAAAUGGCGGCUUCUAGCCCAGAUCGCAGCUCAGAUGGGGGGGAGGCCGAACCUGGGACCGAAUCCGAGCCAGAUACGGAUCCCUGGACGGGAGUGGGACCGAUCGUUAUAAGGGAGCCCACUGUUAAGCUCCUGAGUCCGGUGAGCGGCCUAGAACCGCUCUCGUGGUCCGAAGACCACCGAAUCUCGGCCUCCAGUACGAAUAACAUUUCUCUGAUGGAGAUCGUGUGCGAUGUCCACGGCUACGGACAAGACCUGAUCAUCCAUCGCACAUCUAUCCCCCUGUCGGACAACAGCUGUGUGUUGAAGGUAGGUCCAGAGGAGGAGGUAUUAGAGAUUAAGGAACAGUAUGCCAGCUCCAAGGACCUGGCGGUGAGCCAGUGCUUCAGACUGGACAGAACCCUGAACCAAGGCGGGGACGCCCACCCCCCGGCCGCCGGCUUCAAGUACACCAGCUGGUCCCCGCUGGGCUGCGACACCAACGGACGGUGCCUCCUGGCCUGCCUCACGCUGGACAACCGCCUGACGGUGCACAGCAACGCCAGCAGGCUGCAGUGGACGACGCUGGUGGACCUGACCGAGCUGUACGGGGAGAUGCUGGCGGAGAAGGACUACUGCCUGCCGGGGGCCGAGGCGCCGCGGGGCCCCCUGGAGGACGUGGCCGAGCUCGAGCGCCGCUACCGCAUGCAGACGCCCGUGCGCAUGGAGUGGUCGAGCGUGUGCGCCACCCAGCAGGUGCAGACCAACAACGAGUGCAAGGACGUGGGCACGGUGCUGCUGGCCGUGCUGAUGGAGAACGGCGACGUGGCCGUCUGGCAGUUCGGCCUGCCCUUCCUGGGCCGGGAGUCGGUGGUGUCGUGCAGCACCAUCCGCUCGGGCGUGUCGGCCCCCAGCGUGCUGGCGUGGUGGGAGUACGAGCACAGCGGGCGCAAGAUGAGCGGCCUGAUCGUGGGGAGCUCGGUGGGCCCCGUCAAGAUCCUGCCCGUCAACCUGAAGGCGGUGAAGGGCUACUUCACCCUGCGGCAGCCCGUGGUGCUGUGGCAGGAGACGGACCAGAUCCCCGUGCACAACAUCAAGUGCAUCUCGCUCUUCCACCCGUACCAGAAGUGCAACUGCAGCCUGGUGGUGGCGGCGCGCGGCUCCUACCUCUUCUGGUGCCUCCUGCUCAUCUCCAAGGCCGGCCUCAACGUGCACAACUCGCACAUCACCGGCCUGCACUCCUCGCCCAUCACCUCCAUGACCGCCGGCCGCCACGGCGGCUCCGUCUUCACCUGCUCGGCCGACGGCGUGGUGAAGAAGCUCACGCCCAUCUUCACCGACGUGGCCGUCAUGUUCAAGCAGGAGGAGAUCCGCCUGCCCGAGGGCGUGGCCGGCCGGAGGACGCACGGCGUCGCCGUCAGCCCCAACGGCGCCUACCUGGCCCUGGUGACCGCCGAGGGGCUCACCAACGGGCAGCGCCCGCCCGGCCGCGCCCACCAGGUGCAGUUCGUCACGCUGAAGACGCCGGACGACGCGGCGGCCGAGCUGCUGGAGUCCGGCGUGCAGAACCUGUUCCGGCAGACGGACCUGCUGGACCUGGUGCGCUGGAAGGUGCUGCGGGACAAGCGCAUACCUCCGCUGCUGCAGGAGGAGCUGGACGACAAGGUGCACGCCACGGGCUCCACCUACCUGUGGCGCUUCAAGCUCUUCCUGUUCCGCGUGCUCUACCAGUCCCUGCAGAAGGCCCCCGCCGACAGGCGCUGGCGCCCCUCCCACGAGGACGCCAAGGCCUUCAUCGUGGAUGAUGAGGAGGAUGACGAGGACGAGGAGGAGGAGGAGGAGGAGGAAGGGGAGGAGGAGCCGGUCGCCGGGGGCUCGGCCUCGGCCUCUGAGGGGGCGGGGUCGCGGUCGCGCGGCCCCGAGGUCGGGGGGCCCUCGGAGGACCAGAUGAGCGAGAUCAUCGCGUGGAUCGAGGCGGUGGAGUCGCACCUGACGCGCGAGCACAUGAAGAGGGUUCUGGGCCAGGUGUACCUGCACACCUGGAUCACGGAGAACACCAGCAUCCCCACCAGGGGGGUCUGCGACUUCCUGAUGAGUGACCCCACCUACGAGGACAGGGCCGCCAGGGUCCUGAUUGGCCACAUUUUCAAGAAGAUGAACAAGCAGACCUUCCCAGAGUACUGCAGCCUGUGCAAGGAGGUGCUUCCAUUCACUGACCGGCGACAGGCAGUGUGCAGUAACGGUCACAUGUGGCUGAGGUGUGUGCUGACGUACCAGGCCUGCCAGACUCUGUCGUAUCGACGCUGCCUCCUGCAGGACAGCAUAGCCAGACACCCCGUGCCCGACGACCCGGACUGGAUCAAGCAGAUCCUGCAGGAGCCGUGCACCUUCUGCGACUCCCCGCUCUUCUAGUCCCAGUCGCGGUUCGGACGGUCCGUUCAGCCCCAGGCUCCGCGGUUUGGACGGCCGGCGAGCGGGAGGGCCGCGCCGCCGCCGCCGCCGUGGUCUCCGCGGACCGCGAACGACAUCAUCACCACCAUUCAUCACCACUGUUAUUGAUUUGUGUUCCCUUUCGUCGCGCAGGGGGGAAACGGCGAGUUUAAGCACACCCUUCUUCCGUUUCCCCGCAGCCCAGAGCUCCGGCGUGAGGUUAGGGUUAGGGUUAGGGUUGGCGUUGCGGAACCUGCGGACGCGGGUUGGGAAACGCUCCCACGGCCCGUCGCUUUCCCCGCUCCCGCGAGCCUCCGCCGCGGUAGCUAAGAGACGCGAACGCGGCGAGACUUCAAUUUUUUAUUAUUAUUAUUUUUUUUUUUUUAGCCACAGCCGGUGGAGUUCCCGAGCGCUUGCGCUCCUUUAAAAAAACGCCUUUCCCCCUAAUUGGCUUUGGGAAAUUGAUGCGGAGCAGACGCUUCUCCUCUUGUCACUCAGUGCCCGCGCCCCGUAAGAACUCCUGAGACGAGGACUUCAUAUAAAUGAGGCGAGAGA
This is a messenger RNA of Anguilla anguilla (European eel), 3004 nucleotides long. RefSeq names its product general transcription factor IIIC, polypeptide 4 (gene gtf3c4). Gene Ontology annotation, molecular function: histone acetyltransferase activity; protein binding. Lineage: Eukaryota; Metazoa; Chordata; Actinopteri; Anguilliformes; Anguillidae. Gene Ontology annotation, cellular component: transcription factor TFIIIC complex. Gene Ontology annotation, biological process: transcription initiation at RNA polymerase III promoter. The transcript is spliced from 5 exons. The record is from RefSeq and is a predicted model, not a curated record. The coding region runs from base 44 to 2431 and encodes 795 amino acids.